CCCCCCCCCCCCCCCCCCCGCUCCCCCAUCAGCGAGAAAAAAAAACGAAGCUCUGAGGCAACACGCCACGCAACGCAACGCGCGGGACGCGUGCUCGGCCCUCGCCCCAGAUCUCUCCCCGUCCCCAUCCGCAUCCCCUCCCUCCACCCCCCGCGGGCGAGCGCAGCGCACCAGGUGUCGGAUGAGUUGACGCGGCGGGACGAGCGGAGGCGAGGGCGAGGCGAGGCGAGGCAGCGCGGGAGGCGGGGGUGCGGCCGAGGCGGGGCGGGAGGCAGAUCUGGGGAAUCUGGCAGGAGCGGCGGUGGGGCUGCGGGCGCGGGGGCGGGCGGGGGGCUGGGCGGACGGCGCGGACGAGGGCGGCGAGGGGGAGGACUGCAGGCUCAGGCCCUGGCGGCGGAGGCUGCUCGCGUCCAUGGCGUUCUCGUGGCCCUCGGCCCUCCGCCUCGCCGUCGGCGCCGCCCUGCUCACGGCCGCCGGCGUCGCGCUCUUCACGCUCCCCGUCGAGAAGAUUUUGAAGGAUUUUCUUCUUUGGAUCAAAGAGAACCUGGGUGCAUGGGGUCCUUUGGUAUUGGCCCUUGCUUACAUCCCUUUGACGGUCUUAGCUGUUCCAGCCUCAAUACUCACACUUGGAGGUGGUUAUCUAUUUGGCCUGCCCGUUGGGUUUGUUGCUGAUUCUAUUGGAGCAACAAUUGGUGCAACUGCUGCAUUUUUGCUUGGUAGAACGAUUGGAAGGCCGUAUGUUCUCUCCAAAUGCAAAGAUUACCCCAAGUUUCAAGCAGUAGCUAUAGCCAUCCAAAGGUCUGGCUUCAAGAUCGUGUUGCUACUACGGCUUGUACCUUUACUUCCAUUUAACAUGUUGAACUACCUGUUGUCUGUCACUCCUGUUGGCAUUGUGGAAUACAUGCUGGCUUCUUGGCUGGGAAUGAUGCCAAUCACUCUCGCCUUGGUAUAUGUGGGAACAACACUAAAAGAUCUAUCAGAUGUGACACAUGGAUGGAGUGAGAUCUCCACUACCAGAUGGGUUCUCAUAAUUUCUGGCUUUGCAAUGUCCAUUCUCUUGAUUGUAUGCGUCACAAGAGUCGCAAAAUCUGCUCUGGACAAGGCGCUGGCAGAGAAUGGGGAGGCGGAUCUAGGAGCCCCGCAGCUUCCGGUGGCGGCCUCUCCCUCGGAUCUGCAUCAACCUCUUGUAAUCAGGAUUGACACCUCGAACGAAGAUCACGAGAAGUAAAACCUGUUGCUUACAACUUUACAUGUACAUUCUGUGGGAUCUGUAGCGUUGUACUCCUUAUAUUAGUUCUGGUUUAAGGAAGACAUGGGUGUUAAAAGGUUAAAAAGGAAGGGGGAAAAAGAGAGGGAGAUUGACUGAUAGGUGAUACUACAGUAUACAUUGUUUCCUUUUUGUUUUAAUCCACGUGCUGCGACUCUUAUUGUUGA
Molecule: messenger RNA, 1434 nt
Organism: Triticum urartu
Lineage: Eukaryota; Viridiplantae; Streptophyta; Magnoliopsida; Poales; Poaceae
Product: SNARE associated Golgi protein family
Cellular component (GO): membrane
Source: RefSeq, a predicted model, not a curated record